Microthlaspi erraticum is the source of this 420-nucleotide messenger RNA. The record is from the annotation of a GenBank genome assembly. Lineage: Eukaryota; Viridiplantae; Streptophyta; Magnoliopsida; Brassicales; Brassicaceae.
AUGGUGAAAUCGGAGAAAGAGAGAAUGGAUUCGAACAAAACCAAAACCUUUAUUAAAUUUGCAGCUCUUGCAAUGGUUUUAGCCGCCCUGGUGGUGCUGGAAGAACCAACAAGCAUUCCCGUUUGUAACAUCGACGCAAACUAUUUGGAGAAAUGUCGUCCAGCCGUGACCGGAAACAACCCGCCGCCUCCACGAAACGAAUGCUGCGAAGUCCUCCAAGCUGCUAAUCUCGAAUGCAUCUGUAGAUUCAAGUCUUAUCUACCCAUUUUUACGAUGGUCUCAUCUAAAGUCCAGUCUCUUCUGAGCAAAUGUCGUGUCACAACAAUACCUUCCUGCUUGUCAAGCUUUCAAGAACUGAGCUGGAUACAGAAAUCUUGUCCUGCAACAGAUCUGAAGUCUCUAAAUUACAAUAUAUCGUAG